Messenger RNA from Peronospora matthiolae, 474 nucleotides. Lineage: Eukaryota; Oomycota; Peronosporomycetes; Peronosporales; Peronosporaceae. The record is from the annotation of a GenBank genome assembly.
AUGGAAGAUGCCAGACUUGCAGACGAUAUUGUCACGGAGCGAGUUCUUCGUGAGGUGGAACGCUUUCGACGGGAGAAGCUCGUGGACUUUAAGCAUAUUAUUCUGGACUACAUUCAAAUGCAGAUUGAGUACAGCAAGAAAGUGGAGGAUGAGUGGCAAGAGGUCAUUCCGAAGCUCGCGGCGAUUCAGGUAGAGAAUGGCGGACCUGUAUUGGCACCAGUGGGCCCAGUCUCACAAGAUACGGUGGAUAGUGCCCUGCGUGAAGAAGAAGCAGCAGAAGAAGAGGAGACAGCUACUACAACUCUUGGUUCGAUGAUACAGGAAGAUUACAUUCCGUCGAAUGGAGAUUUGACAGAUAGCCUUUCGGAUCUGACACUUAUGGCAAACGAUGACGAUGAGGACGAAGACCUUUUCCAGCACUCACCAUAUGGUUCUCGGGCUACGGGCGACUUGAAUCCGGACGUGUUACUGUAA